This is a messenger RNA of Cyprinus carpio (common carp), 7948 nucleotides long. RefSeq names its product MTSS I-BAR domain containing 2 (gene mtss2). Gene Ontology annotation, molecular function: phospholipid binding; actin binding. Gene Ontology annotation, cellular component: actin cytoskeleton; cytoplasmic side of plasma membrane. Gene Ontology annotation, biological process: plasma membrane organization; cell projection assembly. The record is from RefSeq and is a predicted model, not a curated record. NCBI's taxonomy places the organism in Eukaryota, Metazoa, Chordata, Actinopteri, Cypriniformes, Cyprinidae.
CAGACUGGAUAACUCGCAUCGGUGGAUCUGUGUGUUUGUGUCCCCUGUCUCUCCUCCCUCUGGCCUCCAUGUGAUAAGAGAAGCGGUUCUGCCCAAUACGAAUCGCAUGGAUCGAGUUACUGACUCUCUCGCGCUGCGCCGCUGCUGCUCAGUUCACUCACUCAGCAGUCUCUGUCGGGCGGGUGGCGCACCGACCCACCGCUUCUCACAUCCAUUCAGCUCGAUCCCGCAUCGUUGUCUGAAGAUGACCGUGACUAUUGCGGGGCCAUCCACGAGCCUAACCUCCACCAACCGCGGAGAGUAGAACCGGAGCCGAGGAGAGAUAGAGAGAGUAACCCACCUCUCUCUCGUCUCUCCCCAUCAUCUGCCUCAAUCCUCUGGGCAAACCGACAGCUGAAGACGCAACGAUUUCUGCUGAAAUCCAGCUCUCAACCACAAACACUUUACUGCUUUUAGCUCUCAAGACGCGUCUCGUCUGGCUAUUGUGGAAGUAAUUUUUCUUUAAAUCUGUAUUCACUGAAGAUGGAUAAUAUAAACGUGGAGUCUGUGGAGAAGGAGUGCGGGGCGCUUGGUGGAUUAUUCCAGGCGAUUGUCAAUGAUAUGAAGUGUUCAUAUCCCGUCUGGGAAGACUUCAGUGCCAAGGCCACCAAGCUGCACUCUCAACUCCGAACCACGGUUUUAUCAGCAGUGGCAUUUCUGGAUGCCUUUCAGAAGGUGGCGGAUAUGGCAACCAACACUAGAGGUGCCACCAGAGACAUCGGAUCAGCUCUGACCCGCAUGUGUAUGAGGCAUCGCAGCAUUGAGGCUAAACUACGCCAUUUUACAAAUGCUUUGAUGGAGAGCCUGAUCACUCCUCUACAGGACCGUAUUGAAGACUGGAAGAAGACUGCCAAUCAACUGGACAAGGACCAUGCCAAAGAGUACAAACGGUCUCGUCAUGAAAUAAAGAAGAAAUCUUCAGACACCAUGAAAUUACAGAAGAAAGCCAGGAAAGGCCGGGGGGACCUUCAACCACAGCUGGACAGUGCAAUGCAGGAUGUGAAUGACAUGUAUCUGCUGAUGGAGGAGACAGAGAAGCAGGCGGUGCGGCGUGCUCUAGUGGAGGAGAGAGGACGCUUUUGUACCUUCAUCAGCUUCCUGCAGCCUGUAGUGAAUGGAGAGAUUGCCAUGUUGGGAGAGAUCACACAUCUCCAGGCCAUUAUUGAUGACCUCACUGUGUUAACCUCAGACCCCCACAAACUGCCCCCAGCCAGCGAGCAGGUGAUAAAAGACCUUAAGGGGUCAGAUUACUCUUGGUCCUACCAGACUCCCCCCUCCUCUCCCAGCAGCUCCGGCUCCAGGAAAAGCAGCAUGUGCAGCAGUGUAAACAGCGCACAUAGUAGUGCCUCUCGAUCCUCUGGUGGCUCUCAGACUCACUCACCCAGUUCGUCCUGUCGCUACCGCAGCGUGGCCCAACCGCUAACAACCGCUGCACACCGCCUCAGCAGCGUCUCCUCCCACGACUCCGGCUUCAUCUCCCAGGACGCCAACGUCUACUCCAAACCCCCAUCACCCAUGCCCUCCGAUAUAACAAGCCAGAAGUCUUCAAGUUCAGCUUCCUCUGAAGCAUCUGAGACCUGCCAGUCAGUUAGUGAGUGUAGCUCUCCAACCACAUUUGGCUCGUCCUUCGCUACCUUCCGCCCUGCUCUCUCUCACACUGGCUCCAUCAGGCCUUUCUCUGUCAUACUUCCUGCGUCCCCACCCUAUAACCGCUCCCCUGGAUCCAACACACCCUCUCCCACAUCCAAGAUCCCUUGCUGGAAGGACUGGUCCAAGAUAGGUUCCGGUGAACAAGUGCUGGCCAGCACACUUCAGAGGAGGAAGGAGCCUCUGGAUAGACUGAGGGAAGCAGAAACCUCUCCUCAGUCACAGGGGUAUUCUGGGAUGCAUUCAGAAGACCCACAGAGGCCAAGAAUGACCCCGGCCACUAUCGCUGCCAAGCAUGGUGAGGAGGUUUCCCCAGCUGCUAGUGAUCUAGCUAUGGUCCUGACACGAGGCCUCAGCAUGGAGCAGCAGAAGAGCAGCCGAGACUCCCUUCAGUACUCAAGUGGAUACAGCACUCAGACAACCACCCCAUCCUGCUCAGAAGAUACCAUCCCCUCACAGGGCUCCGAUUAUGAUGGUUACUCAGUGAACGGAGACACUGAGGGCAACUGUCAGGCUGAAUUUGAUAAAUCUUCCACAAUUCCCCGUCACAGUAAUAUCGCCCAGAACUAUCGGCGCAUGAUACAGACUAAGCGUCCUGCCAGCACGGCAGGCCUGCCCAGUGGAGUGGGCGCUCUGGGCGGACCACCCGGGGGAGGGGGCGGUAUCCCCGGCACGGCCACCAUUCGCCGAACACCGUCUACGAAGCCUGGGGUGAGGCGCACCCUCUCAAGUGCUGGUCCUAUUCCUAUACGCCCUCCCAUCGUGCCAGUCAAGACCCCCACUGUGCCUGACUCACCUGGCGGGUACACAGACCCUCCCGCCCGUGUGGGCAGCGAAGAAUGUGUCUUUUAUGUGCCGGAUGAUGCCUCCCCAGGAGCGCUGGAGUAUGUGAAGGCCUCUCCAAAGCGGCUGAGCCUGCCUAACACAGCCUGGGGCUCAGGGGGUGUAGGCGGCUUAGAGAUGAGCGUCUACAGCCAACCAGGUGAAGAAGAUCACCUGCUGGCUGCCAAUCGCCACAGUCUGGUGGAGAAGAUCGGGGAGCUGGUAGCCAGCGCUCACGCCUUAGGUGAGGGCCAGUUCCCCUUCCCCUUGCUUCCAAACCAGCCCCCACCGGGCCCCGAGUCCCAGCCUGAUCCUGAAGUGCCCCAGGAGGAUGAGGACAUGCUGAGGUCUAUUCGUCGAGGAGUGCGACUGCGUAAAACCGUCUCCAAUGAUCGCUCUGCACCCCGGAUUUUGUGAUGCCUCCUGGAGAGAUGGGAGAAUACAAGCAAAGUAACACAGAAAAAAAAAAAAAAAACUUCACAAUGACUCUUUAGAAAAUGAGCUAUGAAAAAGAGGAUUACAAAAUUAAAUGUUUAAAGUCAUUGUAGAAAAUAACGAAUAACAGUAAUGAAAAAAGUUAAUGAUAUUAUGUAACAGCAGGCCCAGGCCACUAUAACUCUUAGCGUGUCUGAACGCAUGUUUGUCUUAUUAACACACCCAUCACCGCGGGAUAGUUGAACUGUAGUGAGACAAUUAACUACUGACAGAACAAGGGACCAGGAUGUCUGGGGGAUUUUUGUGGUCCCUCCAGUUCUCCGCAUGGUCCCAGUAGAAUAACGGCCCUCCCCAAAUUAUGGACCCCAGGAAUCAGUGCUUGACAAGCUCAUGGGGUAUGCAGGGACUCGUGCAGAUCCUUGCCCUCCACAACGCUCUCUCCAACCCCGCACUCACCUCCAGUAAAAUUGACAUCACAUCCUGAAAAUCUUGUGGUAUCGCUGUUGUGUGUUGCUCUGCAGUCUGGAGGUGAGCAGGGCUCUGCUGCAGGUCAGCUCGUGGUUGCAUAGAUGGACAGGAUUUAUCUUUUGCUCGUACACUUCCGUUGUCUUGUUUGUUUUAUUUACAAGCAGUUAAUCGCCUCCUAGCUCCCAAGAGUAGGAAACGUUCAUGUCAGGUAUGUGGAUUUUUUAUGAUUGGGAUGAAAAAAGCCACCAUGAUAAUGAGGAGCAAUAACGCUUUUUUCCCCUUUUUUUUCCCUUUUAUGGGGGAAGGUUUUGAAGAUCAGCUUUUAAUAAAGUUGUUCGUUUUUUAAUGUUCAGGUGUCUUUGGGGAAGCAGAUGCUUUCGAAGACUUCUUGUUGAGUCUAGUUAUGGCUUAUUUAAAAAGAAAAUGAGAAAUAGAAAGGAUGCAGAGCACUUUUAAGGUGUAGUUUUGACCGCUAGUUGUCACUGUGGCCACACUGUGUGUGGUGAAUGCUGUGAGACAGUGCGGUCACGUGCCCUGGUACAUAGGGAGACGAAUGCACAUAGCAAUGUGAUGAUGUAGGGAAAAAAAGGUGUGAUGUGAAGCAGAGAUGGAGGUAAGAAAAAUUAUUUGGCAACAUUUUACAGUAGGAUCAACUUGUUAACAAUAUUAGUUAAUGUAUUAGGUAUCAUGAACUAACAAUGAACAGAAUUUAUUAAUCUAGGUUGAUGUUAAUUUCUACUUAUUCUAGUUCAUUCUCUAUAUUUAAAGUGGUAUAAAUUAGCAUCAACUAAUGUAUUAUGAGUAAACAAUAUGACAUUCAAAAUAAAACAUUAUUUUUUAACAUUUAUUCAUUGUUAACAUUAUUAACAUUUAUUCAGCAAGUAUGCAUUAAAUUGAUCAAAAGUAACAGAAUAGACGUUUAUAAUAUAACAAAAUAUUUCUGUUUUCUUUAUUUUUGUCAAAUAAUCCCGCAAAAAAUGGAUCACGGUUUUUCACAAAAGCAGCAAAACAAAUGCUCAUUUCAGCCUGCUUUGCCACGGCAGGAAUACAAUUACAUUUUAAAGUAUAUUAAAAUAGAAUGAUAAUAUAACCCCCCCCCCCCCACACACACACACACACACACACACCCAACUUUUGAACAGUGGUAUAUAUUUAUAUAUGAGAAUUAAAAAGAUAAAUUAAUAUUUUUAACGAAAAAAAAAAUGUUGCUGUUAUUGCUCAUUGUUCAUGACACCUCACAACACCUAUUGCAUUAACUGUUAAACAGUUGCAUCUUAUUGUAGAGUGUGACCAAUGAUCUUGAAAGGGAAUUGGUUGAUGCUUAAUAUUUAAUUUCCAAUUUGAGCUAAGUUCUAAAAUGUUUUUUUUUUCAGGAAACGUUCUGAUAUAUCUUUAGGAGGGGUGGAGAGAAUGAGCUAAGAUGAAGGCACACACCUGGCUGCCAUUUUUUUGUUUUGGGACAUAAGAAUGAACUUUGGAUCUGCAGAGGGAAGAAGGGAUGAAUAAAGGAGGUGGAGAGAAUGAACUCUGGGAAGAAAACUCAUCCAGUUGUUUAUGAUAAAAGCAUUCCACUGCCUGUUUUAGAUGAUAUAGGAGUAAAUAUCUAUGACACAAAAGGUCACUGGUUGCCCUGGUUCACCCAACGUGAAGAAAAACAAUGCUCUGUGAUGAUGCUGGAUGUGGAAGUGAUAUGUAGGAGGUCAAAACAUAGUUUUAGUCAAGUAGUGUCUGUUUGUGAGUGACUUUCUGUUCUCCCAAGACUCCCUAUAACCCCUGCGGUCAUAAAUAGUGCUGUUGCGCCAGACACUUGCUCCUUACUCUGACUCUUGGGUUGUUUUUUGAAUUAUUUAUUUUGCAUAGAGCACUCUGUUUUAGGAAUGCCUGUAGCGUGUUCAAAAGGAAAAAGUAUGUCUGCUUUGUGACAGUAUGUACGACUGUGCCAAUCUCUCAUCGAAAACAGUGCCAUUCCGGAACGCCAAGGCCAUAUUGAGAACAGGCUGCAAUGAAAGUACAUUGUUAUGGCAAGCCCACAAUGCCAGCCAAAUCUGUAUAUAUUCAUAUAUAUACAGUAGUCAACAAUUGAAGUGGAUCAAAACCUUUCUUCAAAGUUGUCCUAAAACCAAAACAAUGCCCAUACUUGUCUUAGGACGACUUUUGAUCCUCUUCAAAUGUUGACUACUGUAUAUAUAUAUAUAUAUAUAUAUAUAUAUAUAUAUAUAUAUAUAUAUAUAUAUAUAUAUAUAUAUAUAUAUAUAUACACACACAUAUACUGUAUAAGAAAGUGAACAGUGCAAGAAGCUUCGCUAAAAACAAAUGCCCCCCACACAAAUGUUCUCUUGCAAUAGGAUUCAAGGGGUGAGUGAGGAAUCAAUUUACAAGAGCAUUGAGUUUGACAGCAAAAUAGUACACUUUGCUGGACAGAGAGAGAGAGAAAAAACAUAUCUUACUGUUACAUAUCCACAUGUUUCAUGUGAAGCUUCAUGACCUGCUUAAUGUGAUAAAUCAUGAAGAUAAAGUUAUCAGAAGUUCCCGACACAUCACAGACACAUAAAUGCAGUAGGAUACGACAGGAAGGAAGACGUAGAGUUGAUGAUAAGUGAAAGAGAAAGGAGAUUGGGAUGAGUAAGAGUGAGAAAGUCAAGGCCAGUGGAGAAUAAUUGGUGAAAGAAACAGGUAGGAAGCGAAAUGAAGAAGGAGGGAGAGGGAAAAAAAGACACAAAAGCCUGAUUGCAGGUAGUUGGCUUACCGUUGUCUCUUUAUUGUAAUGUCAGUAUCUGCAGGUUUCUGCUACUGAGGUCAUGCAGCAAAAUGACAGUUAAAAGCCCCUCGGGAGGAAGCUGGGGGAUAGAAAAACUACCAGUCACUUAUGAGCUCAGCCUUCAGCGUCUCAAUACUCACAUACUCGCACACAGCAGAUAGACUCUUUUGGUUCUCAGGUGAUUAAACGCACAUUUUCUCUUUGUUUUGCAGUGCUUAACAUUACUCACGUCAUGCUCAUUUGCCUCCCGCUGAAUGUCACGAUAUGCUCACUAUAAGGCAGCCAUCACAAUUAAACUGUGAAUAUAUGAUUGGCCUGUUAUCUUAUACUUGACGUUUGUGAAGCUCAGGAUUCACAGUUUGUCCAACAAACUUUCAUCCCAAUUCGUAACUAUUUUAUGUGUCGGUGAAUUCAUACAGCGCACACUCUACAUUUGCACGGUUUAGUAGUUUAUUAUGUUCAUGCACCACAGGUUUAGGGUUGAGGUUAAGGGUUUUUCUUUCUAAAAAUCGCACUGUACACAACAAAAUCACCACCUCAUAAAAUAGUUAUGCUUUCUCAUGAGAUUGGGUUGCUUUGCCCCUGGCGAACCCCUAGUUAUUUUAGGAAUUAUCAGGGAAGAAGUGGUUUAGAAAUAUAUGUGCUUUGAUUAUGUGUAAAUGUGAUUUUUGAGGGCAAUAUUUUGAUUAUAUUAAAAUUUUAUUUUAAAUUAUCUUGACCAUCUCCCAAUCUCCCCUAAAAAUAAAUAAUAAUAAUAAUAAUAAAAAAAUCAAUUAAAUGCGUUCCUUGUGGAUCAUCUCUGUCAUUGGAGGGGAUUUGCCUGGAGAAACAUUAUUAAGUAGCACAUUGGACUUUUAAUUAAAAAAAAAAAAUAAUAAUAAUGUCUCAGUUUGUUGGUGAGCCAAACGAAUGCCAAAAAAGAGGUGAACUGGCUAUCCUUUAUAUUUACAUUAAGUAAUAAUUGACCAAAUGCUAUAGAGUUAGCGCACAAUCAAUGAGUAUUAGCCUUACGAAACUUUAUGCCUUUUUGAUAUUCCCUCACGCUCACUCUGUCAUCCCAUCUCUACAAUGGCUAUAGACUAUAAACGACCAUGUGCUGCGGGUGACAGAGAGGUGAACUGCUCAUUUGGGCUGGAACACGUGCAGCCUCCCUCUUCUUCAGCUACUCACGCGCUGUUCCUCAAAGAUGCCCUGAAAGACACCCGUCUCCCACGCUCGGUUCAGCCACCACACCGCGAUUUUCCCUCGCUGUCGUCUCCACCGAGCGAGCGCGCGUGGAGGGAGGGCUUGCCAACCGGGUGUCAUGGAAACUGAGCCGUGUGUAUUACGUCAUUAGUCUGAGUUGCGAGUCUUCUCUUUUCUUUGCCGCUCGCAAAUAAGGAGCAUCACGCACAUGCCUCACAACAGCAGGUUCUACAGCUCAAAACUUAACCGGAGAACUUGAUUAUGUUUCUUAAAUUUCAUUCACAUGUAAAAGAUAUGACGUGUACAUUUGUUUUUGUCCCUCCCCUCCCCUCCUCUUUCCUCCUCUGACUGAAGUUGAGUAACGCUACAGGUGCUGUUGUGUCUGUCUAUCUUCUUUCUGCUGUUCUCUCUUUACUCUUCUGCUUUAAUUUAUUGUGCUGUUUUCCUAAGGCUUCUGUUGCCACUGUUGCUGACAACAUCAUUUCCUUUUUGGUAAUAUUUAUCCUUCUAAUUUUUGUUAAGUUUAGUCACAGCUAAUGUAACAAAACACACUGUGAUGAUUCCAGUAUUAAUAAAAGUUGUACUUAAACUGUG